UAUUAUGGGAAAAAAUGUCUGUUUAUCCGCUUAGUUUGUGAAUUUUAUUUUUUACCAAAACUGAUCCUGCCUCUCGUCCCUGCUACCACCAUCACUGCCACUAUCAUCAAUACCACCACCGUCAACACCGCUAACAUCAUCCUCAAUACCACCACCCUCAACACCGCUAACAUCAUCCUCAAUACCACCACCAUCAAUACCACCGUCCACACCGCUAACAUCAUCCUCAAUACUACCACCGUCAACACCGCUAACAUCCUCAAUACCACCACCAUCAAUACCACCACCGUCAACACCGCUAACAUCAUCCUCAAUACCACCACCAACACGACUACCAUCAUCAAUACCGCUAAUGCUACAAUCAACACCACCGCUAACGCUGCCACCGUCAGUCGGCUCCCAUGCAGUCUCCCCCGCCGGCCACCACCGCGGAAGAGGCCGCGGGUCUGGCCGACCGGCCCGUAGCCAUGGACGCAGCGCCGCCGGGGGGGGCGACGCUUGUCCAGGAGGAGGAGGAGGCAGCGGCGACGGGCGCGGAGGCAGGAGCCUUGGUGGGCGACGCCUGGGCCUCCGUGGUGCCCCCCGACUGGGUGCCGGUGAUGAGGCAGGACAUCCACAGCCAGCGGCGCAUCAAGCCGCAGGCUCCGUUCAGCGACGCCUAUCUCAGCGGCAUGCCCGCCAAGCGCAGGAAGACCAUGCAGGAAGGGGAGGGUGGGCGCCUGUCCCUAGCCGACGCUCUUCGCCGAGCGGCGCGCGGAGCCGGGGCUCAGCCGGUGACCAGCGUGGAGUCGCUGGCACGCGACGCCGACGCCACGCAGGCCGCCUACAGGCAGCAGGUGAAGUCUGACAUCAAGAAGCGGCUGAAGGACGACUCUGACUACGACCCCAGCCGCUUCCCCAACUCGCGCCGAGUCUUUGAGGACGACGAUUCUUAGGGUGCUCACGGCACCAGAGGCGUUAGUGUAGGAGGUGACGCACCACCACCACCUUCACCACCGCUAUCAUCGUCACCACCGGCGCUGUCACCACCACCUUCACCACCACUACCACCACUAUCAUCGUUUAGCCACCACCACCAUUGCUAUCACCACCACCGCUAUUAUCGUCACCACCACCACCACCACCAUUGCUAUCACCACCACCGCUAUCGUCACCACGACCAACCACUAUCAUCAUCAUCACCCACCGUCAUCAUUGUCACCAUCACCGCUAUCGUCACCACCAUCCAUCAGCGUUAUCACCAUCACCACCACCAUCAUCAUAGCAGUCGCCACCACCAACACACGCGUGCUUGACUCCGUACUGUAUAUUGUUGCCAAAGUGAUGAUGGUUUUUGUUUGUUUAGUUUUGCUGUUUAUUUUAUUGUCUUGGUUGGGGGGAGGGGCUAGAGUUGGGGGUGGGGUGGUGUGGGGUGGUGUGGGGUAAGGUGAUGUAGAGAGUGGGGUUUGGCACGCGCGAGGGGCUUUGUUGUUUCUGUUGCUGUGUUCCGUGUGUCGCCCACCCACGCCCCACCCCUCCCAUACUUCACGGCAAUGUCUCUUCCCCUCCCUUGGAACCUGUGAUGAAUAAAUGACGAACGUUUUAAUG
Molecule: messenger RNA, 1587 nt
Organism: Lethenteron reissneri (Far Eastern brook lamprey)
Lineage: Eukaryota; Metazoa; Chordata; Hyperoartia; Petromyzontiformes; Petromyzontidae
Product: large proline-rich protein BAG6-like
Biological process (GO): ERAD pathway
Cellular component (GO): BAT3 complex
Molecular function (GO): misfolded protein binding; polyubiquitin modification-dependent protein binding
Source: RefSeq, a predicted model, not a curated record